AUGACAACUAAUAAAAGUGUUAAAGUCGAACAUUUGAUCACUUGUCCGAUUUGUCAUGAGCCAUUCAAAGAUCCACGUAUAUUACCUUGUUCGCACACUUAUUGUCGAGAAUGCAUUAAACAUAUCGCUUCUACGAAUACAGAUCAAUUCGAAUGUCCACUACGAGAUGGUUUCGUCAUAUUGAAAAAAGAUAUCAACUCAUUACCUUUUAAUCAAGAAAUGCGCGAUUUAGUAGAAUUAUAUGGUAAGCAGAAUAAUUUAACAUACUAUGAAAAACAAUCUUGUUCUAUUCAUAUUAAUCUUUCAGCUUUAAUUCAAGAAUUAAAUCGAUGUACUAACUGUCGCUUAGUCAAAGCUCAAUAUGCAUGUGACAAAUGUGAAAAUGAAAAAUUUUGUUCAACAUGUUAUGAAACUGUUCAUGCUCCUCCAGUUAUGCAAAAACAUCAACGUCUUUCUAGUGAUAAUAAAGCAUUAGAAACGAUUCCAUGUGUAACACAUCCGAAAAAGCAAUUAGAAUAUUGGUGUCUCAUGUGCUCGAAACUUAUAUGUGUUGAUUGUCUCUUAUUUCAACAUAAAAAUCACAGUUAUGUUUUAUUCGAUGAUGUUAUGCAAGGAUUCAAAAUCAAGAUAAAUACUGAUUUUCAAAGUAUUCAAUCCUCUUUAAACUAUAAAAUAAAUCAAACAGAAAUAUUAUUAAAUAGAAUUGAUGAUAAUGGUAAAUCUAGUCGACAAAAAAUGACUGAAACUAUAGCAGAAAUGCGUCGAAUUAUUGAUGAACAUGAGAAAGAUAUGUUACAAAAGAUUUUCAAUAUUGAAAAAGAACAGAGAAAACAACUUGAAGAUUAUAAAAAACCAUUAACAAAGGAACUACAACGUCUUAAUAUACACAAGGUGUCUUUUGAAAUGCUUUCAUCAAUUAAAAAUCAUACAAAACUAUUAGAAGCUAAACAAGGAUUUGAUAAUUAUGUGAACGAAACAAAUGAAAAAUUAAAACUUUUACCAAUGCCAACUGUAACUGAAUAUUUUUUAGAAGGAAUCAAUAAAUUUCCAAGUUUAAAGCAAAACAUUCUUCAAUGUGGAAGAUAUAUUGAAGUUCCACCAUAUCAUAAUCUUCAACUUGAAGAACUCAUUACUGACAAUCGAAAAAAACCAGAAUUUGAUUUAAAGCUUAGAAGUUUGACUGAUUCUGACAUGAAGAUUGUGGUUGAUAUGCUACGAAAAAACACGGUACAGAAAUAUUUCUUUAGAAUUGCUACUAUAUCUUGAAUGGUUUGAAAAUUAGAACAAAUACUUAUAUUCGAUGUUUUUGAGUGAUAAGUGUUUUAAAAAUAUGUUUUUUUUUCUCAAGAACAAAGAUCUUAACAAUUCAAACGUAACAAUUGAUAGGUUGUUUUAAUUAGUUUUAUAUAAAUAAACACAGAAGAAUAAGUGUUCACAUUGGAAAUCAUAAUUUUUCGUUUAGGGAUAUGAUAAGAACUUAGUUUGAUAUAUUUAAAAGAGAAAUAAUUCAACUUCACUGAAAUCACAAAAAUGAGAUUUAUCAUUGAGUUUCAGAUAGGAAAAGCCGAAACAUCAAUGGAAAGUAUUUUUUUCUCUUUGCUUCAUUUUCUAUACAAAGUAAAUUUACUGUCUGAAAAUUAUCGAUUCAGUUAAAUUUUCAUUGUUUUUCAAACUAACUCCAUUAGAAAUUCAAAAAGUCAUGAUUGCAAACAGUUUACAAUGUAAUUCAUUUUAUUUUUAGAUUAUUUCCUUCUAAAUUCCUUUAUAAAAGUUCCUUGUUUUGCUUAAUCCAAGCCAAAAUCAAUUGUAUUUUUCAAGUAAUAAAAAAUAGUCUUUUGCAAUAUUUCUCAGUAAAGAACUAUGAUUAGGAUGAUUCUAAUAUUUACUUCCUCAUUGACACGUCAUUUAGGAUGGGCCGUAACAAUACCUACAGUGUAUUGGAUGAAUAAUUUCAUUUAUUAUAUAGAAAAAUGAAUCUUAGCAGUUCUUAAGGCCGCCCCCCCCCCCCCUCCAAAAUCGAUUUUCGGUAUAGUACGUGGGAGUUUCACGAAGUUUUCUAGGAAUGUUCGGCUCUUAGU
Molecule: messenger RNA, 2078 nt
Organism: Rotaria sp. Silwood2
Lineage: Eukaryota; Metazoa; Rotifera; Eurotatoria; Philodinida; Philodinidae
Source: the annotation of a GenBank genome assembly